GUUUUGUAAUCCUACCAUGACACACCUAGCGUGGCCCUCAUUAUAUCUGUCAUUAUAGAACCUCGUGCCAUAAUAAGCCCUGAUGAAGAAUGUGGAAGUUGGGGUGAGGGGAGAAGCAAGCAGGCAGCAGAAAAAUGUCGGAACGGGACAGUUGUGAGAAGAAGCCUUUGAAACAUCCCAAGAAGCAAGCAAAGGAAACAGAUGAGGAAGGCAAAGCUUUCAAGUGAAAACAGGAGGAGGAGCAAAACUAACUGGAUGAGUUGAAGGCAAAAGCUGCUGGCAAAGGCCCACUGAUUGGAGGUGGGAUUAGGAAAUCUGGUAAGAAGGAGCAGAUUUGA
This is a messenger RNA of Podarcis raffonei (Aeolian wall lizard), 338 nucleotides long. RefSeq names its product translation machinery-associated protein 7-like. Lineage: Eukaryota; Metazoa; Chordata; Lepidosauria; Squamata; Lacertidae. The transcript has a single exon. The record is from RefSeq and is a predicted model, not a curated record.